AUGGGUGGCGGUGGCCUUGGCGGCAUGGGUGGCGGUGGCCUUGGCGCCAUGGGAGGCAUGGGUGGCUUUGGAGCUACCUUGGGUGGCUUAGGUGCCAUGGGUGGCUUUGGAGCACCCCCCGGCGCCAUGGCCGCCAUGGGAGGCAUGAGUUUUGCGUCUCUCAUGGGAGGCAUGGGUGCACCUCCGGCCGCCAUGGGCGGAAUGUCUUCCGGUGUGCCUCACACACCUUCCCAUGAAGAUGCCGUUGAAGAUCUUGCCAACACCGUCCGAGCUUCACGUGAUGCGGUGCGCAACAAUGAUGAUGAUGAGGAGGAAGAAUCAUCUUCGGAGAAGGAAGAAUCGUCUUCGGAAGAUGAGGACGAAGACGAGGACGAGGCUUGA
Messenger RNA from Aegilops tauschii subsp. strangulata, 381 nucleotides. NCBI's taxonomy places the organism in Eukaryota, Viridiplantae, Streptophyta, Magnoliopsida, Poales, Poaceae. The record is from RefSeq and is a predicted model, not a curated record.